Messenger RNA from Sinocyclocheilus anshuiensis, 1592 nucleotides. RefSeq names its product alpha-2C adrenergic receptor-like. Gene Ontology annotation, molecular function: epinephrine binding; alpha2-adrenergic receptor activity. Lineage: Eukaryota; Metazoa; Chordata; Actinopteri; Cypriniformes; Cyprinidae. Gene Ontology annotation, cellular component: plasma membrane. The record is from RefSeq and is a predicted model, not a curated record. Gene Ontology annotation, biological process: G protein-coupled receptor signaling pathway; regulation of vasoconstriction; platelet activation. The coding region runs from base 309 to 1592 and encodes 427 amino acids. The transcript has a single exon.
UGGAGAGAGCGCGAGGAUGCUGAGAGAGACGCCCGUGAGAGGACGAACAGGUCGCACGGAUGUAAGAGACGGUGAUGGUUACUUCAAACUCACAACGGGAUGGGUCUCUUCUUCAAAGCCGCAAACAAAUGAGCUGUAAGAGGAAUUGCGCGGAAAAGAAAAAGAUGCGAACGGGAUUAAAAUAAGAACACAAGGCAAGAAGAAACAGAGUCGGACCUGCAAUUAACUUACAGUGAAAUUAAAAAGAGAAUAUUCGCGAAGACGCGCGUGGACGAUUUAUUGGAUAGCAGACCGUUUUCUAAAUCAAUAUGCAUAACUUAAGCGUUGCAAGCGAAGUGGACACUUACAUUGACAAUGGUUUUAUAUCCUCUGGGAAUUCUACAAGUCGCUAUUCUCCGGCCACCAUUAUAGGACUCGCGGGGCUGGUGAGCUUCCUCAUCUUGUUUACAAUAGUGGGGAAUGUGCUGGUCGUUAUCGCCGUUUUAACGAGCAGAGCGCUCAAGCCACCACAAAACCUUUUUCUUGUGUCUUUGGCCAGUGCGGACAUUCUGGUGGCCACCCUGAUAAUCCCUUUCUCUCUGGCCAAUGAAUUAAUGGGCUACUGGUUUUUUGGGAAAGUGUGGUGUGAUAUAUAUCUAGCACUAGAUGUUCUUUUCUGCACAUCAUCUAUUGUUCACCUGUGUGCCAUAAGUCUGGACAGGUAUUGGUCUGUAACACAGGCGGUCGAGUAUAACUUAAAGCGGACACCUCGCAGGGUAAAGGGCAUGAUUGUGGUGGUAUGGUUGAUCGCGGCUGUAAUCUCCUUCCCACCGCUCAUCUCCAUGGACCGGAAUAACGAGGGUGACAGACGCGAACCACAAUGCCAGCUGAAUGACCACACGUGGUACAUCCUGUACUCCAGCAUCGGUUCAUUCUUUGCCCCGUGUGUCAUUAUGAUCCUUGUUUACAUCCGAAUCUACCAGGUGGCUAAGAAAAGAACCCGAAAUAUGUCUGAAAAGCGCCGUGAUCCGGAUGGAGGAUCAGGAACACCACGUCUGGAGAACGGCUUGAGCCGUGAGGAUUCCAGGCGGGAAAAUGGGCACUGUGCCUCGCCACCACCAGGUGAGGAUGACCCAGAUGCCGAACUGGAGGACAGUAGCUCAUCUGAUGAGAAGGCCAAACGGACACAAAACGAGAUGGUGCCCUCACGAAAAGACCGCCGAUCCAGCCGCAAGAACAGCUCCAGUUCCAAGCAUUCCAGCCGAAAGUCCCGAGCCAGCAACAAGUCCCUAGACUUGUUUUCUUCCCGCAGAAAAAGGAGGAACACCAUUUCGAGAAAAAAAAUUUCCCAGGCACGAGAGAAGCGGUUCACCUUUGUGCUGGCAGUGGUCAUGGGGGUGUUCGUGGUCUGCUGGUUUCCGUUCUUCUUCAGCUACAGCCUGUAUGGGAUCUGCCGGGAGCCCUGCGCCAUCCAUGAGACCCUUUUCAAGUUUUUCUUCUGGAUUGGUUACUGCAACAGCUCCCUCAACCCUGUCAUCUACACCAUCUUCAACCAGGACUUCCGGCGAGCUUUUCAGAAGAUCCUGUGCAAGUCCUGGAAGAGAUCUUUUUAG